Myodes glareolus (Bank vole) is the source of this 1875-nucleotide messenger RNA. The record is from RefSeq and is a predicted model, not a curated record. Lineage: Eukaryota; Metazoa; Chordata; Mammalia; Rodentia; Cricetidae.
GCGGCCGCCGGUUCGGUCUUCGUCGCGCAUUUCGGGCUCCGCUACUCCAGGUUGCCCGCGCCGCGCGCCCCCGGGCUCGUCCGAGCGCCCGGACCACCGUGUCGCCUCGGGCCAGCCCUGCCCGCGCUCGGUGACGGCGACCAGGAGUAUGUGAGCCCGGAUUGGGCGGGUGCGACGGAACCUGCGGCCGCGUGCGCCGAGAUUCCGUACGAAGAGCUAUGGGUGCACCAGGCCCCCGAGAACCUCGUCGAUGCCCGUGUCCGGCAGUUGCCAGGGCCGGACCUCAUCUCUUUCGGGACCGUGGGGUCCCCACGUCAUGAGUCCGAAGCACCACCGCCUCCUGUCCCCCCCAAAUCCGAGGCGGUAAAGGAAGAGUGUCGCCUGCUUCAUGCCCCUCCUGUACCUCCUCGGGGCGGCAGCAGCUGCAGCAGGCUCACAGGCAGCCCCCCAGUGCCGCCCCGCUUUCCCAAGCUGCAGCCUGUCCACUCACCCAGCUCCAGCCUCUCCUAUUAUUCCUCAGGCCUGCAGGAUGGGGCAGGAUCCCGCAGUGGCAGUGGUUCCCCAUCACCGGAUGCCUACUCCCUCUAUUGUUACCCUUGUACCUGGGGAGACUGCAAGGCCAGCGAAUCCUCUAGUCGACCACCCCCAGGACCCAUGCCUUCUACCACCACUCAGCCCAGCCAGGCCUCAAGAGCCCUAGCUGAGCCUCCGAGUGGUCGGACCACCUCCCUCUUAGGGGCUGACACCCCAGUGGCUAAGAACUACCAUGGCUGUCCACCUCUGUUCAAGCCCUCCCACGCCCAGAAGCGCUUUGCUCCAUUUGGUGCGCUCAACCCCUUUUCUGGGCCUGCCCACCCUUCAGGUACUCCAGUGGCCUCCUCCUCUGCGUCCACAUCCACCUCGGGUGCCCUGGCUACCUCCAGCCCCACACAUUCCCCGGGCCCAGGCCCUCAGGGCCAAGGUUACUCAGCUGCUCUGUCCUCCUCUGAGUGGCAGGAGCCAGCACUGGAACCCUUGGACCCAUUUGAGCUGGGGCAGGCUAGUCCUCCAGAGCUGGAGCUGCUGCGCUGUCAGGAGCCCAGAGCUGUGGGGACACCUGGGUCUGGACCUUGCCUUUCACCACUUGGUCCUCCUAAGGCCUUUGAGCCUGAAGGUUUGGUGCUGAGGCAGGUCCCCGCCUCAUUGUCACCAGCUGCCUUGCAGGGGCCCGAGACAGGAGGGACCCUACUCUUUCUCACCCAAGGGGGCCUGGAAGGGCCUCCUGGCAGUCCCCGGGAGGGAGCCACAGGCGCUGGAGUCCGGGAUACACCCCCCUGGCAGCCACCAGCGGACUUGUCUGCGCUCUCCCUGGAAGAGGUCUCGCGCAGCCUGCGCUUCAUUGGGCUCUCCGAGGACGUGGUGAGCUUCUUUGCCCGAGAACGCAUCGAUGGAAGCAUCUUCGUGCAACUCAGUGAAGACAUCUUGGCUGACGACUUCCAUCUCACCAAGCUGCAGGUCAAGAAGAUCAUGCAGUUCAUUAAGGGCUGGAGACCCAAGAUCUGAACCGUCCGGCCCGCGGCGGCACAGCCUGAAUGCCCCGGGAGUGGAGGCCCUGAGAUCUUCCGGGGGCAGGGCCUCCCGCAGGAGAGGAGAGCCAAGACUGAGGCUGCUCGGUGGGUUCUGAGUGUUCCAGGGAGACACUUUGGGACCUGUGGGCCUCUGCAGCCGGACCUUGCAGGAGCAAGUCUUGUUUGUGAAGACUACUUGGGGAGGGGGCGCUGCUCGGCACCUGCCCCGGUGGGGCUUUUGCUGUCAUUCCCACAGCAGAGUAAAGGUGGCGUGUGUGGCAGCAGGGGGCAGAACGCCUUCCUGUGCCCCGCUGUAGCCUUUCAGACA